This is a messenger RNA of Ochotona princeps (American pika), 2028 nucleotides long. RefSeq names its product chromosome 16 C19orf47 homolog (gene C16H19orf47). Gene Ontology annotation, cellular component: nucleus. The record is from RefSeq and is a predicted model, not a curated record. The coding region runs from base 198 to 1364 and encodes 388 amino acids. Lineage: Eukaryota; Metazoa; Chordata; Mammalia; Lagomorpha; Ochotonidae. The transcript has 10 exons.
CGCGGGUGGACGGCGCGAGUGGACGCGAGUGGGCGCGGGCCAGUGGCCCAGGUAGAUGGUGCGGAGUCCUGCCAUGCAGAUAGACUUGGCUCCUGGCAGAGAGGAGAUACUAGACAGAACCUCCCGCCCGACGCCACCACCCCAGAGAACGAAGCCCAUUUCAGGCUCCAGGGAACAGCCGUAGGGUGGGGGACACGAUGGUCUCAGUGACUAUGGCCACUUCCGAGUGGAUCCAGUUCUUCAAGGAAGCCGGUAUCCCCGCGGGCCCGGCCGUCAAUUACGCCGUCAUGUUUGUGGAUAACAGGAUCCAGAAGAGCAUGCUGCUGGACCUCAACAAGGAGAUCAUGAACGAGCUGGGCGUGACCGUGGUAGGCGACAUCAUUGCCAUCCUCAAGCACGCCAAGGUGGUGCAUCGCCAGGAUAUGUGCAAAGCUGCCACUGAGUCUGUGCCCUGCAGCCCCAGCCCCCUCCCGGGCGACGUCCGCAGGGGCGCCUCCAGCGCUGCUUCCCGGAUGAUUGCCAACAGCCUGACCCGUGACUCCCCGCCUGGCACGCCCUCCCGGCGGCCGGACACCAGUACCUCUAAGAUCUCUGUGACCGUGUCCAACAAGAUGGCAGCCAAGAGCAGCAAGGCUGCUGCAGCCCUGGCCCGCAGGGAGGAGGAGAGCCUGGUGGCGCCCCCCAAGCGGCGGCGGGUCACGGCCGAGAUGGAGGGGAAGUACGUCAUCAACAUGCCCAAGGGCACUACGCCACGCACCCGCAGGAUCCUGGCGCGGCAGCAGGCAGCCAAAGGGCCCCACAGGAUGUCUGUGUUUGACCGCCUGGGCGCUGAGACCAAGGCAGACACGACGACAGGGAGUAAGCCCACAGGAGUCUUCAGCCGCCUGGGGGCCACCUCCGAGAUGGACGAGGAAGUGGUUUGGGACAGUGACAAUGACAGCAGCAGCAGCUCUGUCUUGCAGUACGCUGGAGUCCUGAAGAAGCUAGACCAGGGCCCAGCCAGGGCUGCCCCGCAGCCAGCACUGACCGUCAAAGCGAAGGCCACAAGCUCGGCAGCCACCCGCAGUGCCCCGACAACGCUGCGGCGCCUGGCGUUCUCCUCCUGCCCCAGGCCUGAGAGGAAGCCCGAGUUCCUGUCCAAAGGGAGCAUCAUCCAGAGACUGGGCAAGACCACCCUCGCGCCCGAGGCCCAGGACAGCCAGGUCACGAGCACCAAGAGUAAGUCCUCAGCCGAGGCCACGGUCAGCAUGAAGAGGACUCUGGUGGGGCCCUGGGGCAGUGGCUCUGGCGAGGGCCUCGGGGCCCAGAUGGACCACGCCGGCAGCGUGAGCGUGUUCAAAAGACUGGGCCGCAGGACCUUCUAGCCCACGUGGGCGGGGUGCAGGCGGCAGGACCGCAGGGCUCCACCCUGGCCCCGCUCGGGGCUCCAUCAGGGCCUCCCCUUGCAGGAGGGUCGCUCAUGCUCUCUGCAGCUCCUGGACAGCACUGGGAGUGCCCCCCAUGUGCCCUCCACCCUCCCCAUUGGCCACAGCCUUGGCGGGACCCUCUUUCUACCUCUUCCCCAGCACCAAGCACCCUGCCCACCCCCGCCACAGCACCCCAUCUCAGCUCCUUGAAUCCCAGCUGCCCUGGCCCCCAAGAGGGGCUCCCCUGUUCUGUGCCCCCACUGCUGUAGCUCCCCCCUCUCCUGUCUACCCUUGUUCAUUUCUCUUCUGUUUUCUGUCCCUGUGGCAAGGCCCGACCGUGCGCUGCGUCCUGCCUGACCCUCCUGCACCUGUGUCCUCCCAGAGGCCCCGGCGACGGUGGCGCUGAGCCUGGAGAGAGCCUGGCUGCCCUCCGCUGCCGGCCACGGGCGCCUCCUGAGAGCCUGGGCCGGGCGCCUCUGCUUUCCCACCUUGGGCGUCUUGUGCUCUGAAGGUCCGUGCCAGGGUGGGGCGGGCAGGGGGCACCUGGAAGGGAAGUCUGCACUGAGCGCAGAUGGUGGUUGGUUUAAUAUAUUUUUGUGAGUUCCAAACUGUGUCCUGCCCC